This is a messenger RNA of Saccharomyces eubayanus, 795 nucleotides long. It is a transcript of the gene MRP20, whose product is annotated as mitochondrial 54S ribosomal protein uL23m. The coding region runs from base 1 to 795 and encodes 264 amino acids. The record is from RefSeq and is a predicted model, not a curated record. Gene Ontology annotation, molecular function: structural constituent of ribosome. The transcript has a single exon. NCBI's taxonomy places the organism in Eukaryota, Fungi, Ascomycota, Saccharomycetes, Saccharomycetales, Saccharomycetaceae. Gene Ontology annotation, cellular component: ribosome; mitochondrial large ribosomal subunit. Gene Ontology annotation, biological process: mitochondrial translation.
AUGCCACGAUUGACGGUUGGAGCUAAAAAUGUGCUCUAUCCUUUGCAAAAGACAUUUGUGACAGGCAGUCGCAAGCAAGAGCAGGUAGGAAUAAGGUCGCUAGCCUCAGUGGUGGAUGGCACGUCGAAGAAAGUGGAUGCUGCCCGCGGCGGCAAGGAAGAAGACAUGAAAGUGAGCGAGAGAAUCUAUGAGUGGACAAGAACAGGAUUGGAGCAAGGCAGGGAACAUUUUAAAGUAGGUGGUACUAAGGUCUACUUACCCAAGGCCAGAAUAAUCCUGCUAAGACCCAACGCGAAGCACACCCCGUACCAGGCCAAGUUCAUCGUCCCGAAGUCGUUCAACAAGCUGGACCUAAGGGACUACCUGUACCACAUCUACGGCCUGAGAGCAAUGAACAUCACAACGCAGCUGCUGCACGGGAAGUUCAACCGCAUGAACCUGCAGACGACCCGGUUCAGAGAGCCGCAGAUCAAGAAGAUGACAAUCGAGAUGGAGGAGCCGUUCAUCUGGCCCGAGGAACCUCACGCAGGCGAGAGCCCAUUCUGGGACAGCACAACGCCCGACAACCUGGAAAAGUACCGUGAGGAAAGACUCAACUGCCUCGGGUCUGACGCCAACAAGCCGGGCACCGCCUUCGGCGGGAUCAUAGGGCCCUACAAGCGGGUGGCCCAGCCUUUUGUGCCGCGGUUCUGGAAGAGAGAGAUGGACAACAAGCGUGAGCGGUACGAUGCAGAGCUCCAGCGCGCAAACAAGCUGAUAGCUCUAGAUCAAUACGUGAACAAGGAAUUGCGUUAA